CGAGCAAAAAAUAAAUGAUAAAGUUUUUGAUCAAAUAAAGAAUGCCAAGUUGCUAAUUGCUAACUGCAUACGCGUGCAGCAUAUCAUUGGUUGAGUAAGGUUUGAGUGUGUGUUAUAAAAAGCUACACUAAUCACCAGUAGACUCUAAGCCGCCGUCAGAACUCAGCUCUCCGUGCUAAAGCCAUGGCCGAGAAGGGCAAGAAAAAGGUAACUAUGAUGAAGUUGAAGGUGGAUCUUGAUUGUGCCAAGUGUUACAAGAAGGUCAAGAAGGUUCUUUACAAAUUCCCUCAAAUCAGAGACCAAUGGUUCGAUGAAAAGUCCAACAUAGUCGUCAUUAAGGUGGUUUGCUGCAGCCCUGAGAGAAUUAUGGACAAACUUUGUUCUAAAGGUGGCGGCUCUAUCAAGACCAUUGAGAUCAUCGAGCCCCCCAAGCCACCACCAGCCCAACCUUCUCAGAAAUCUAAAGAAAUAGAGAAAUCUAAUCAGACAAAAGAAUCUGAAAAACAUACAACUUCUGCACCGGCCACGGCACCAUCACAUGCUCCAGCCCCGAAACAGCCAGGACCGCCACCACCGGUAGGGCCGAAGCAGCCAGGACCGACACCACCUGCGGUUCCGAAGCAGCCAGGACCGACACCACCGGCUGUGCCGAAGCAGCAAGGACAGCCACCACCGGCUGUGCCAAGGCAGCCAGGACCGCUACCACAGCCGGUGCCUAUGAUGCCGCAAGGGCAGCCCGUAGCAAUGUGUUGUUGGCCAUACUACGACGGUUUUGGAGGUGGACCAGCGUUCUAUGGAUACGGAAUGCUGCUGCCACAACCAUACGAGUACUACGGCCGACCAGUCUACGAUAGCUGGGGAGGUGGCCCACCACCUGGUUACCGACCAUGUCAUCUCACUAGAUGCAAUUCCUUCAGCGAAGACAACCCACAAAGCUGCUCCAUCAUGUGAUAUGACUCAUCUUCCUUUUCAAUCUUUUAAAAUCUUUAUUUUCCUUCAAAUCUUUCUUUUUCCAAUACAAAUAAUGAAAACAAUGUUAUAUAGAUGUUUACGUGCAAUGUUGUGUAAGAGAGCAAUAAGGAAGGAAGGGUCGUAUUUUGUAGAUUUUGUAAUUGGUAGCCAUUUCUAUCUGUAAAUGUAAACAUUAUGCAAAUAAAAAUAAACUGUUCCAUUUUCUA
This is a messenger RNA of Brassica napus (rape), 1178 nucleotides long. RefSeq names its product basic proline-rich protein-like. The record is from RefSeq and is a predicted model, not a curated record. NCBI's taxonomy places the organism in Eukaryota, Viridiplantae, Streptophyta, Magnoliopsida, Brassicales, Brassicaceae. Gene Ontology annotation, molecular function: metal ion binding. Gene Ontology annotation, biological process: regulation of defense response to fungus. The transcript is spliced from 3 exons. Bases 184 to 951 code for a protein of 255 amino acids.